AUGGAUUCUGGAGAGACCUUGCCACUGAGCGAGCAGGCCGAGUGGUCGGACGUGGUCCCGUUGACUCAGGACGAUGGGCCGAAUCCGGUGGUUCCGAUCGCUUACAAGGAAGAGUUCCGAGAGACUAUGGAUUACUUCCGCGCGAUUUACUUCUCCGACGAGCGAUCUCCUCGCGCACUGCGAAUCACGGAAAAAGCUCUCCGCGUAAACUCCGGGAACUACACAGUAAUGAUUCUUCGAUGCUUUGUAGAAUGCUUGAUACUUGUUCUUCUGAGCUCUAGUACUGUUCUGAAGUGGGAAUUUGAUUGGAAGCGCCUUGUACUCGAGGAGCUUAACCACGACUUGUAUGGAGAACUCGAGUUCAUUAAAAGCCUCGCUAACGAUAACUCUAAGAACUACCAAUUAUGGCAUCAUCGUCGAUGGGUCGCUGAGAAAUUGGGUCCUGAUUUUGCAUGGAAGGAACUUGACUUUACUCGGAGGAUACUUUCACUUGAUGCCAAACAUUAUCAUGCUUGGUCACAUAGGCAGUGGGCACUACGGGCAUUAGGAGGAUGGGAAACGGAGCUUGAUUACUGUCACGAGCUCCUUGAAGCUGACGUCUUUAACAAUUCUGCGUGGAAUCAGAGGUAUUACGUUAUUACUAGAUCUCCUUCUUUGGGAGGCCUAGAAGCUGUGAGAGGAUCUGAAGUAAGCUACACAGUCAAAGCCAUUUUAGCCAAUCCUGAAAACGAGAGCUCUUGGAGAUACCUGAAAGCUCUUUACAAAGACGACAGAGAGUCCUGGAUUAGCGAUCCCAGUGUUUCCUCAGUCUGUUUGAGUGUUCUCUCGCGCAGGGAUUGCUUCCAUGUGUUCGCUCUGAGCACCCUUUUGGAUCUUCUAUGCGACGGAUUUAGACCAACGAGCGAGCACAGAGACUCGGUGAAAGCUCUGGCUAAUGAAGAACCAGAUACUAACUUGGCCAAUUUGGUAUGUACCGUUCUCUGUCGUGUUGAUCCUAUAAGAGCUAACUAUUGGGCAUGGAGGAAGAGCAAGAUUACAGUGGCAAUGUGA
Messenger RNA from Thlaspi arvense, 1050 nucleotides. The record is from the annotation of a GenBank genome assembly. NCBI's taxonomy places the organism in Eukaryota, Viridiplantae, Streptophyta, Magnoliopsida, Brassicales, Brassicaceae.